AUGUGGAGACCUGCGUUCUCGACUCUGAAAUGUGAAAAAGCUCUCGAGUGUUCACGUCGACUACUGAACAACAACACGCUACUAUUUAAGCUGGUGCGGUGGUUCAAUUUCCGCGUCGAACACGACCGAGUUCAGCUUAAUUGUGUCGACAUUCGAGACACUGAGGCUUCACUUGACAGCAAGAGCACAAGUGCAAAGUGGCAGAGCCAAUUCCAUACUGUACAGACUGCCUUCCGCUUGGCAGACAAGGACUGUAGCGGCGAGAUCGACGCGGACGAAGCGAGAUCCACAAAUACGUCGAGGAAUUCAUGCGUGUGGUGGACAAGGAUAACAGCGACUUGGUGUCGUUCGAAGAGUUCGUCGAGGCGCUGGAGAACGGCCUAA
Molecule: messenger RNA, 384 nt
Organism: Phytophthora infestans T30-4
Lineage: Eukaryota; Oomycota; Peronosporomycetes; Peronosporales; Peronosporaceae
Exons: 3
Coding region: 1-384 (127 amino acids)
Molecular function (GO): calcium ion binding
Source: RefSeq, a predicted model, not a curated record